Ordospora colligata OC4 is the source of this 816-nucleotide messenger RNA. RefSeq names its product serine/threonine protein kinase. Gene Ontology annotation, cellular component: spindle microtubule; spindle midzone; spindle pole centrosome. Lineage: Eukaryota; Fungi; Microsporidia; Ordosporidae. The record is from RefSeq and is a predicted model, not a curated record. Gene Ontology annotation, molecular function: ATP binding; protein kinase activity. Gene Ontology annotation, biological process: regulation of cytokinesis; mitotic spindle organization; protein phosphorylation. The transcript has a single exon. The coding region runs from base 1 to 816 and encodes 271 amino acids.
AUGGUUGAGAAUCAAACGCUAGAUGACUUUGAAAUAGGAAGACUGCUUGGACGUGGAAAGUUUGGACAGGUCUGGCUUGCAAGAGAAAAGACAAAAGGACACAUUGUUGCAUUGAAGAUCAUCCCGAUUAGUGUAAUACAAACGCCUGAGACAGCAAGACAAAUCCGAAGAGAGAUAGAGAUACAUUCAAAUCUGAAACAUCCCAACAUUCUGAGGAUGUACGGUCACUUCUAUGAUAAGGAAAACAUAUACUUGAUUUUGGAGUAUGCAGGAAAGGGAGAGUUUUUCAAGUUUCUAAGUGAAAAGGGAGGCAAGUUUGGAGAAAAAGAAACAUCUAUAUAUAUCAAACAGGUUGUCCAGGCACUGAUUUACAUGAGAGAAUGUAAUGUAAUACACAGAGACAUCAAACCUGAAAACCUACUGCUUGGAGCAGACGAUCAGCUGAAAAUAGCAGACUUUGGAUGGGCAGUUUACAAUGCAGACAAACGCCGAAUGACGUUCUGUGGCACCAUGGAAUACCUUGCACCUGAAAUGGUUAACAAUGAUAUACACAACUCAGGAAUAGAUUUAUGGUGCCUGGGAAUACUUACAUACGAGUUUUUAACCGGAAAGACACCAUUUGAAAGUAAAAAUAGAAACAUGAGAGAGGCAUAUAAAAGGAUCAACUCAUUGAAGUACAUCAUUCCUGAAACAAUUAGCCCAAAUGCUUCUGAUUUCAUAGCUAGGCUUCUUGUGUUGAAUCCAAACGACAGAAUGGAGCUAAACGAAGCAUUGAAUCAUCCAUUCAUCAUAAAACACUGUGGAAGACCAAACUGA